AUGCGCCCAGUGGAAACCGCUCAAUUCGUGAGUUCAUCGGUGUUCACUGAGCUGACCGUAGGCUCAUUGAGACUACCUUCGCCUAAACUGCAAGCCCGCAGCUGUCGGACGUUUGAAGAGCUGUACGACACACUCGAGCCCGAUGAGAAGGCAUUUUUCGACCUCCUCGAUCAGCAGCUUGAGAAGGUUGAGAACUUCUACUCUGCGCGCGAGGCCGAGGCGACGCGCCGCUUCCACCAGUUGAGCGACCAGCUCAAGCAACUUGCCGAGCACAGACGGCUCUUUCAUGAGCAGUAUCCCGAAGGCGUGCCGCAGUGGGAGGCCAAGAUGGGCCGCGCGCUCCAGAUCCCGGGGUACGACGAGUUUUGGCCAUCCAGGGUCGCCCAGAAGCUCCACUUGCGCCAUUCCUUCGUGCAGGAGGGGUCGAGGAGGAACUCGACCAACGGUAGAGCCGCUGCCUCCUCGUCCACGGGCUAUAUCACGCCCACCUCCAGAAGUGGAAACGGGUCGGACGCUGGCACUGCCGGUGUGAACGGCGUCGGUAAGCUGCCCAAGCAGUACGACCCUGAACGCUAUAUGAAGUACAAGAAAGAGUUGCGCACCGCAAUGCUCGAGUUCUACCGCCAGCUUGAACUGCUCAAGAACUACCGCAUUCUUAAUUUGACGGGGUUCCGCAAGGCGCUCAAGAAGUUCGAGAAGGCCACGAGAAUCCAGUGUUUGGAGCUGUACACGGAGGACCGGAUCGGCCCAUGCUCGUUCGCGCGUGGCGAGACGAUUGAUACCCUUAUUCGCCAGUCCGAGGAGCUCUACAGCGAACACUUCGAGCACGGUGAUGCGAAGCGAGCCCGUCUCAAGCUGCGCGAGGGCGACCAGCCGAUGACUCACUACCUGACUGUGUUCAGGUCAGCGAUGAUGAUGGGCCUGGGCCUCCCUGCGACGCUCAACCUCGCAGCAUGGGUCGAGGCGCGCAUCAACUACGAGUUCGUCAUGGAACUGAAUCGGCCGACACUGGACUAUCGAAGCUUCAUGGAGAUUCCCAGCUUCCUCUUCAUGACGCUCAGCUACUGCUUCUUCUUCAGCUUCUACCAGGUCGCCCCCGAGAGCGUCGCCGUUACGACAUGGCCACUUGCUUGGACCCUCAACUCGCUUGUGUACACGCUUCAGAACUUCAUGUUUAUGGGCUGCGUGUACGCUAAGCAUUGGCCAGGCGAUAGAACCUUCCACGUGUGCAAGACGGGCCAAUCUUGGCCGUAUGCUCUUCUUGCGGCGCUGCCUCCGCUGUCGCGUCUAAUUCAGUGCCUUAAACGUUACUACGACUCAGGUCUCUACAUCCAUCUUAUCAACGGCGGCAAGUACUGUUCGUCUAUUCUUUCGGCCUGCCUUUUCGUAUACUGGAGAGGGCAGGAGAAGCCACUCGAUGGCGCGCCCUUCGUUGUUUGGAUCAUCUUCGCGACCGUCUCGAGCGUCUACACGUCUCUUUGGGAUUUGAUCGUCGACUGGAGUUUGCUGCGGCCCGGGUGCCGCGGCCUCCGCAGGGAUCUUGGAUACGGUUCUCAUCUCUGGUACUACUUUGCGAUGGUGACCAACGUACUCAUCCGCUUCAUCUGGGUCUGGUACAUCCCGCACCACGCCGAGUUGACCAAGCUUCGCUCGUUCGUAUUCGCCAUGUGCGAGAUGCUGCGCCGCUGGCAAUGGAAUUUCUUCCGUGUCGAGACCGAACAUCUCGGUAACGCCGACGCCUACCGCGUCACGCGCGAGAUUCCCCUGCCCUACCGCUUUACGAAACGCAGCGACUCGGAGGACGAUUUCGGUUCAUCGACCUCGGCUGUGCGGUCGACGCCUCUCAUGGCCAAACUCCGACACCUGCGCGCGACCAUUGUCGGCGAGAGCUCGGCUGGCCGCGGGCCCGAUGCGCUCAACGUGGGUGCGCGUGGACACGCCGCUCAACGCGAGUACGAGGCCCGGCGUCCCGGGGACCUGGUACGCUCAUCCAGCUUGGGGCGGGCGGCGGCCGUGCAGAGAACGCCUUCGCGAAGGACCAACGCAAGCGACGACAGCAACGUGUAG
This is a messenger RNA of Cutaneotrichosporon oleaginosum, 2067 nucleotides long. RefSeq lists its product as uncharacterized. Gene Ontology annotation, molecular function: inositol hexakisphosphate binding. Gene Ontology annotation, cellular component: Golgi apparatus; plasma membrane; cytoplasm. Gene Ontology annotation, biological process: phosphate ion transport; cellular response to phosphate starvation. Lineage: Eukaryota; Fungi; Basidiomycota; Tremellomycetes; Trichosporonales; Trichosporonaceae. The record is from RefSeq and is a predicted model, not a curated record.